GAUUAUGAUCUAUAGAUCAGUCACGCUCGCGGCACAUUAGACGUGGAAGUUGGAAGUGGUUGAAAAGAUAAAUAUGGCCUCCUCUGAUGACGUUUGUUCUCAUCGUGUUAUCAAAUGGUAGUAAAAACAUCUGGUGACAGUUUCUCGUUAUUCUUUCGAUAAUUAUUUUAAAAAGUUUUGUGAUAGAGUGUUUAAAAAGUGUAAAUCAAAAUGAUGAACAUGUGGAAAGUGCGAGAGCUCAUGGAUAAGGCAACGAAUGUAGUUAUGAAUUACACAGAAACAGAGGCAAAAGUCCGUGAAGCUACUAACGAUGAUGCGUGGGGUCCAACAGGAGCAAUGAUGCAAGAGUUAGCUCAGGCGACAUUUACAUACGAGCAAUUUCCGGAGGUGAUGUCCAUGCUUUGGAAGCGAAUGUUACAAGAAAAUAAACGUAAUUGGCGUCGAACGUACAAGGCGCUUCUUCUUUUAAAUUAUCUGGUUCGCAAUGGAUCGGAACGUGUUGUAACAUCGUCACGUGAACAUAUUUAUGACUUGAAAUCCUUUGAGAAUUACACGUAUAUCGAUGAAUUUGGCAAGGAUCAAGGUAUAAAUAUUAGGCAUAAAGUCCGGGAAUUAAUUGACUUUAUUCAAGACGAUGAUAAAUUGCGUGAUGAGAGGAAAAAAGCUAAAAAGAAUAAAGACAAGUACGUUGGCAUGUCCAGUGAAGCGAUGGGAAUGCGAUGGACGGAUAAUCCAAAAUGGAAUAAACCUAAUCAAGAUACAUACAACGAUUGGGAUAGAGAAUCAAGAGCAAAGGGUUUUGAAGAUGCAAAUAACAGCGAUGAUGGCGAAAGAGAAGAUUCCGAUAACGACGUUCGUUCCAGUCCUAGAAGAGCAGUUCGAAAAGAGUACAAGGAUACUAUUGAAAAUAUCGACAGGAUCGGCAAGAUACCGUCUUCUAUUUCUUCUAAUCCUUCACCGGCGAGGGCACCGAGACCCAUCAAAAAAGUCGAUUUGGGAGCCGCAGCCAAUUAUGGAAAAGACCAAUCAAAUGUAACACAAGGAAAUUUAAUGACGUCGCCCGUGAAACAACAGCAGCAAAAGAGCACAAAUAAUAUUUUAAACGAUUUGUUUGAGUCGAAUAAUGAGAAUGUAACUUCGAAUAUUAAUGAAAAUAACGAUGAUGAUGAUGAUGAUGACUUUAAUCCACGGGCAAACACGUGUUCAACAACUGUACCGUCACAAAAUGUAAAUAUCUCAGAUUUUGGGGAUUUCACGAGCGCAUUUGGCAAUGCAACAAAUAAAGCGAAGGAUAAUGAUGAAUUUGCCGAUUUUACGUCGGCUUUCAAUUCUGGUAUGACAAUUAAUAGUCCAAAUUCUCAAUUGCCGGGAGCAGUCAAUCUCAGUCAAUCGAUUGCCGAUAAUUUGAGUGGAUCAAUGAUUACCGGUGUACAGACGAAUGUUUCGCCAUUUGGAAAUUUGGACAGUGGAAUUGUCUCGUCGCAAAAUACUAAUUUAAUGGGAAAUAAUAUGUUUAAUUCCCUGCCAUCGCAAGGAAUUCAAUCUUGGAAUAAUGGCAAUAACGAUACAGCUUCCAAUACCGAUCUUUUGACGGAUCUUGGUGGUUUCAAUACUCCCGCAAUGUUAUCGUCAGCAAAUCAAACAAAUAAUGCAAAUAAUGCGAAUCUUUUGAAUACUAUGAGUCCUCUAAUAUCAAAUUCGACAGGAUCGAUUGGAUUGUCACCAAAUGUUUUAACACCUGUAACUAGUAAAGCAUUAAAUCAACCUUUAAGUACACCAGCGACACAAGUUGGUUUAACUUGGGCUGGUACUGGAUUAAAUAUAGACCUUGACAAUAUUAUGGGUGGAAAAUCAAAUAAAAGUGGACCAGCACCAUCGAUGAAUCAGCUAGCUAGUAAUAGUCCACAACAUCAUGCUAAACCCAUGGUCUCACCAACCAUGGGCCUUACGAGUCCAUCGAUGCAACAUCCACAAUCACCAAACGCAGCAUUUUUCUCGGCAUUUCAAUGAACUUCGGCUGGCAUUGAAAAAUUAACUUAAUAAAUUUUGGGUAGGUGUAAUAAUAAUCAAAGACUUAAAAUCAACGGCGAAAUGAUCUUUUUUUUUUGUCAAACGAACUGAAAUUGUAUACGAUAAGAAUUUUUUUCACAAUUUAAGAAAAUUUUUCCCAAUUUAAAAGAUAUUAAAAAAACAAACUUGACUUUUUCGCAUUCUAUUUUACCUUUGGUUUUAAGAUCUUCUUUUCUAAAAAAAAAAAUAUAGAUUUAUAGAAAUACUUGCUAUAGUGAAUUCACCUUGUUAAUACUAUUUUUUAUAGUCUAAUUUCUUUUAUAAGAAAAAUGAUAAUUUUUACAAUUCCUUUUUUUAAAAAGUAUAAUAAUUUUUAUAUAAGUAACGUCUUUUUGUAAGAAAGUCAUAAUUUUGUAUAUGAAUCCUUUUAUAAAAAUUGAGCAUAAUUAUAUUAAAAUGAUGCAUAAUUUCUUUUUAUAUGAAAAAAAAUAUAUAUUUUGUUUUUAUUUAUCAAUAAAAUUGUAUCAUACUUUCAUUUAAGCUCGAUUUUUAAUAGAUAAUGGGAUUUGAAUGAGAAACUAUAGCAAGUUAUCAGUAGUUAGAUUCAAAAUUGAUACGAAAGAAAAAAAAACGAAUCGCGGAUGUGUUUGCAAAGCAAACGUACCAAGUUGUUAAAUUUUUCAUCAUUACGAGAGCACUCCGAGGAAGUUAUAAUAUGUAAAUCGCAUUUAACGAAAAUUCUCUAUAUAUAUUAUUAUUAUCAAUAUGUCAUUCGAAAUAUCACGAUGUUAUUAAUAUAAUAAAAAAAAAUGUACAGUGACUUAAGAAAAACGACCGAAAGAGUGUCUCAAUUUUUAUACAUACUGUAAAAAAAUAUCUUUUUGAAUGAUAAUAAUCUUGUAAAGAAAAUAUAUUGAUGUAUUUUAUUUGUACGAAAUAUUUUACUGCACACUAUGAAAUAUACACACAAAAUAGUGUGUGUAUGUGUGUUAAACUCUCUCGAAACUCGAAAAAUAUAUCAUUCGAGAAGGAAAACUUGGAGAAAAAAUAAAAUAAAAGUUAGUAACUGUAUAAAACUUUUCACAAUAAUGUUAAAAAUGAGAUGUAAAUUUUUAUUGGUUAAGAAGAUGUGCUUCCCUAUCACAUAUUUUCUUUGCACCAAAAAUUUUAUAACUUUAUUAUUAUUAUGUAGAUUCUAGUAAAUUAAGUGAUACUUGUUAAUUUAGUCUUUCUGUGUAAGUUUGAAGUUUCAUUUUUUUCGUAAUACCGACAAAAACAUUAUUCAUCUUUUUUUUUUUUUUUUUUUUGACAAUAGAAAAUAAUAAGCUUGGAGACAUUUUUCAACUCGUAUUAUGAAUAUAAUUUUUUCUAUUAAAAAUUCGAAUAAAAAAUUUACUUUUACUCUUGUUAUUUAAAAUAUAAGUUGUGAAAUUAUUUUAAAUGUAAUAUUAAAUGUCGGUGUAUUCAUUACACAUUUAAAUAUAUUAUAAUUUUUAUUCAUUUCUCAAAAUCUGAAGGACAUUUUAGAAAUAUAAAUCAUGGGCGAAGCAUAUCUCUCACGUUACAUAAAUGCCGCCGUGUAUUAGAUAAUGCAAAAAAAAAUUUUUGUUUGACAAUGGUAAAAUUUUUUACAAGAAAAUAAAAUAAUUUUGUUUUAUCUUCUGUUCUUUUUAGUUAUAUUUCUUUUUAGAUUUCAAAUUUUUUGAUUGGUCAAAAUUAUUAAAUUUUUCAAUAAUUAAAUUCAUUUUUAAAGCAAAAAUUAAAUUCAAAAGUUGGAAAUUUAUUAACAUAUAAAACAAACAAUUAAUUUAGUUUCGUCUUUUUGCACAAAAAAAAACAAAAUUUUAUUUUCCUUCUAAAUUUUACUAAUUCAAACACUAAUUUUUAUGGCUGCUAAUCUUGAACAUGGUCACAAAUCGAUUUCAAUCUUUAAACAUGUAAUUACCGAUAACCAGACACUAACAGCUAGAUUGCCAAGUGAUUAAGUUUUAGAUAUAAGAAAAAAUUGUUUUGAUUGUAAGUUAAUUAUAAUAUACGCGUUACUUCUCUAUUCUGAAAUAUAUUUGCACAAUUAUAAUUAUAUUUACCGAGUUUAAGAAACUCUAAAAAAGCAGCUAUGAUUUUGUUAAUUAUAUACAAUUGAAAAUUAAGAAAAAUUCUAAAUAAUAGUGAUAAAUAUUUAUAAUUUAAAUAUAAUUUUAUGUAUUUGCGCUUUUCGAAAAAUUUAAUGAAUUUAUGCUCAAUUGUUUAAUAAUGUUUAAUUUUUAGAAGAAAGUUGUAGGAUUGAAAAAAAAAUUGAAUACUACUGAAAAUGAUAUUCCAGAAUAAGUGGAAACGCGAUAAUUUUAGCAAUACUUGAGAAUUUCGAUUUAAGCGUUAGGUCUAUUAAAAAAUUAAAAAAAAAAAAAUAGAAAAUAUUUAUAUUAAAUUAGAAACGACACCUUUGGCCUUGACAUAUAUUAAUUAUAUAAUACAUGCUCAAAACCACAAAGGCAUAAAAUCUUUAUACAAAGUUAGAUAAUUCGUUGCAGUCUUACUCUUAGGAUAAUUGUAAAACUUUCUCGAGACUGAACUGGUAUAGAAAUUUCUUUUAAAUUUUACAUUUGACCCUGCAUUUAAAACAAAAUAUAAUUUUGAUAGAAUACAUUUUUCAAAUAUCAAUUCUAGUACAAAAAAAAAUUGAUUACUUCUUCAACUUUUAAUUUUAAUUCUUAUUUUAAAUUAAUUUGAAAAAAAAUCCAUAUUUGUUAAAAAAAAAAACAUAUCUUUCAUCGAGAAUUGUUAUUAGUAAAAUUUUUACUCCACAAGGGAACAAAAUUUCUUCACAAGAAUUCCAAGUACCGAGAAAAGUUGAGCUGAGGAGAUGGAAAUUAAAAAAAAAAAGAA
This is a messenger RNA of Leptopilina boulardi, 4896 nucleotides long. RefSeq names its product clathrin interactor 1 (gene lqfR). Gene Ontology annotation, molecular function: clathrin binding; Hsp90 protein binding; telomeric repeat DNA binding. The transcript has 9 exons. Gene Ontology annotation, cellular component: endosome; cytosol; plasma membrane. The record is from RefSeq and is a predicted model, not a curated record. Lineage: Eukaryota; Metazoa; Arthropoda; Insecta; Hymenoptera; Figitidae. Gene Ontology annotation, biological process: protein stabilization; endocytosis; telomere maintenance via telomerase. The coding region runs from base 211 to 2010 and encodes 599 amino acids.